AUGAAGAUGGUCUAUGAUACCAUCGUACAGCCAGCGGCAAUUACGAUAGCUCCAAGAGCUAUUCCGGACACAGACCACUUCUGGUGGCCACGCAUUUGGAUCUAUGUCCCCCAAUUUGGCAUCGAAGUCCGCCACCUGCUUGGACAGCAGCCUUGGGGCCAACAAGCAUUCUUCCUCACCAAUGUUUGUGGGCACAAGGAUGCCAGCUGUCAUGAUGCACAACCUCAGAACAAACCAGAUGAGGUCUUCAUCACACAUUCGGAGCAUGAACUGGCCAGGAUGACAGCAGGACUUGAUCUCGAUAUGCUGAGCAGUAUGGAUUCAGAGGAGGAAAGUUGCUAUGUCGACAUCGGGAUUGAAGUGACAGUUCCAGGACAUACAGUCUGUUGGCAGACUGAUGGGCAUGAACACAUGGUUCAGAUGAUCAUUCCAGGCUGGAUGGAGAGGGAAUGCCACCAUCGCACGCAGUGGGGAUAUGACCGGUAUCGACAGGAUCUCCUUGCCCAGUUCACAGACAUCUCAGGGUUCCGGCUUGAACCUGUAGCUUGGCACAACACUCACAGCAUAACAUAUCUUAACGUCUAUCACACAGAGAAACAGCUCACCUACCAGCUCGCUGGGAGGUCAGUCACCAAGGAACUUGGUGCAGAUGUUAUCCUCAACUCAAAGGCUCCUGAUGGGGGAUCAAAAUGGUUCCAAGGGAUGUAUUCGUUGUAUGGAGAAGCAGCCCAGAAGAAGUUUUCAGGUGCAGCCCACUUCGAAGCAUGGCUUCCCAUUUGGCAUGUCCACUCUGUGCUCUGCACACUCCCUCUACAGUCUCUGCUCUGGGCCACGUUGGUCAUUCCAGCGGAUAUUCUGUGCAGGACAGUGGUAGGGAGCCUUGCAUCCAAGGAGAUGUCCUUGGCUUUGAGGGCAGCAGCACUGUGGAUGAUGAACGCCCUCAACAGUCGGCCAAAAGACGACCCCACAUUCAAGGCCCUGGCAGACUAUGUGCUUCCACACAUGGAAGAUGGCAGCCAGGGAUCAUGGGCGGGAGCCAGAAGAGGGGAGGAAGGUGAUGGCAACGAAAUCGAACGGUUCAGUUACAUGCCAUUCGGCAUGUUCAUGACUCGGGCUCUGGUGCUCCAGCCUGAGACUGAUUGUCCUCGAUUGGAAUAUUCCCCAUGGCGAUGCAUAUCCAGGGAUCAUUGGCCAUUUUUACUCAAGUAUGACCUUCAGACACUCUGCCUAAAGACCUCAAAGAUUCAGCUGAUUGCUGAGAGGCACCCUGACCACGUUCCAUGGAGCACAUGCCCUACAGGACUCAUCGAGGAGCCACUGAUCCAUGGAGGUGCCGAUGACUCUUUCAAUCUUGAUGAUCUGAGGGAAGCACUUCUUGGAGGUGGAUAUGACCAUGUCAAUGAUCUCCCUUGGGCACAGCAAACGACUGCAGAAACAAAGGAGAUGGGGGAGAUGCUGAAGGAAAUUUGGUGGUCAUUUCCACGAGAUUUAUUGGUCAAGGCACCAGGGGUCAAGGGUGGUAGAGGAGCACACAUCUGA
Messenger RNA from Cantharellus anzutake, 1539 nucleotides. RefSeq lists its product as uncharacterized. NCBI's taxonomy places the organism in Eukaryota, Fungi, Basidiomycota, Agaricomycetes, Cantharellales, Hydnaceae. The record is from RefSeq and is a predicted model, not a curated record. Bases 1 to 1539 code for a protein of 512 amino acids. The transcript is spliced from 5 exons.